GAAGUGGUGGGGGUGGGACUAACUGAAGUCCAUCCAGGAAGCGUUUUGCUGAAUACUUUCAGUUGCCAUCGAGAUAUCACGAUGAGAUAGCAGUAAUGUGAUAGUUCUGUGUAAUACAAUAUGGCAGUUUUUAGAAAAAACUAAACACAUUUGGCAACGUUAAUCCUGUGGGUUUUUUUCGGAGUUCGUUUUCAUGGCAUAGUUAGACAAAUAGCCAUGUUUAUCGUCAACCUUGUUGCAGAAUGGAUCAAUAGUAUAUGCAGAAUAAGCGUUAUUUUGGACCAUCUGCUGUCUAAUCCAACAACUGUGUGGUUUAAUUUACCACUGAGCUAACCCCAGCAGUAAACUCAUUUUAAAUAAUGUCGAAACUAGUGGGCACUGCGGGGGUCUCUGUGUUGGGCGACAAAUCUUUGGAGUUUUACCGAGAUCCAGUGGCUUUUUGUCAACAACGUAUUGAAAAGCAUGGGACACGGAUAUUUCAAUCAAGACUUCUGAACAAACCAACUUCCUUCGUCUGUUCGGUGGAAGGGAUGAAGGAAUUACUUUGCGAGAAGUCAUCUGUGUUCCUGAAAGACCCCACUGAUGUAAUGCACAACAUGUAUGGAGACAACAUAGUGACUGCUAAUGGCGAGGAAGCUUGCUUGCUGCGUCUGUCUCUCACCAACCUUUUCACAGGAAAGUGUCUGGCCUCAGGCUCUGACCUCAUUAACAGUGUUUCUGAACGGUGCUUGAAGGACCUUUCUGCAACUGGGGAGCCCGUGUCGGUGUACCCUCUGUUUAAACGACUGGGAACAGAACUGGUGUUGGGGCUGUUCCUGAAUGUGAACCCAGAUGAGACACCAGAGCUUUUCCAGGACAUUACAGCACUCUGUACCCUACACUGGCAUGGGAUCAUCUCAACUCCAGUCAGUGUGAAGGUUCCUCUGUGGUCCUCUGGCUUUUGCACAGCGCUGGAGGCUAAAGACAAGCUCAUGGACAUCAUUAAAGACAAGCUGGAGUGUCAGAGACAGGGGUUUGUAGGUUAUCUCUGUGAUCUACCUCUCCCUGAUGCCAGUUGUGCCUCCCAGCAUCUGCUGUUGUUCAUCUCUGCUCUGAUCCCCAAAGCCCUGGCAUCCUUACUCACCUCCUUCACCCUGGUUCUGAGUGGAGCAGGCAAGAAGGAAAUUAGGAAUCAUGCGAGGGCAGACCCUGAUUACCUUUACUACGUCCUCCUGGAAAUACAGAGACUUUGGCCUCCGUUCAUUGGUGGAAGGAGAAUAGCCAAUCAAGACACUACUCUGGGAGGCUUCCACAUUCCCAAGGGUUACGCUGCCAUGUACAUUAGCCACGCCAUCCACCGUGACCCGGAAGUGUUCCACCAGCCAGAGGACUUCCUGCCAGAGAGGUGGGGUGGAAGAAACGCAGGACAGGAGCACCUCCUCUGCAGCCUAGGCAACGGCCCCAGGAACUGCAUCGGAGUCCAGCUGAACAACGUCUUUCUCAAGGCAGCGUGUGGGUACCUGCUCCAGCACUAUGAUUGGGACCUGAGCCCCUACUCACAGGACCUCCAGUACAAAUGGUUGCCUGUGUCCCGGCCCACUGUCCCUCCAAUGCUUUCGCCGCUAAAUCUACUGCCCAGCCUUUCUGAACUACCUGGCUGAACAACACCUUAUCAUUUGAAGCUGUGGAAGAACAUUGCCCAAGAUCUACCAGAUCAUUUGUUUUGUUUAGUUUUUUAUUCAUCUUUGAGAUUCUCUUUGUAAUGAGUAAAAUAAAUGAUGCUGAUUUUGUACUUUUUUUAUGGUCAAUUUGCUGCCAAUGAUUGCAAUAUAGGUAAAUACUGCAGCCUUCAUUAGAUGACUACAGAUGACUGCUGCCUACUAUUUUAAGAUUGUUGUUGUUUAUAUGUGUGUUUAUUUAACCUUGGAAAAAAACUACUGUAUCACACUUUGGAUGCUUUAGGACUGUCUCUAUCACUGCACCGUUAGCCUGUCAUAUGACAGGGGUUUGAAACAGUUCUGCAGCACCAGAAGUCAAGGAAUGCCCUCAGAUUUCAGCAUUGCACCAAGGGCUCCUGAAAUGUUCCCCCUCUCACUCUCACUUAGCAACCAGAAGUGCUUAGCAACGGUUCGUCCUAGCUACUCAGAGGUACCUAGCCCAUGUUAUUGUCUGGCUGCUUAUUAUCAUGCAGCUCUCACCCUCACACAGACAGACAUCUUCACAUUAAACCUUUUGUUUAUUAUAGCGGAGGGAAUGGAAAUAUCUUAUGAAUGGCAAUGAAGUGCAAGCUUUUUUAGGUGAAUGUGAAUAUGUCAAUGGAUAUCUCAUAAUGUACAUGUUUUCUGAUUCAUUUUUUCUGGUCAAUAUUUACUCUGAAAUGAUAGCCAUUUUAGAGCACUCUUAAAGGUUAAAUAUUAGUACUAUCUAAUAUAUUUGAAUCCAUCUUUAUUAAAGAUUAUGAUAAACUGUGAAAAGAUGAUUAUGUAUCUGAUAAUUACGAUAGUAAUUGAGCUAUUUUUUCAUUAGACAGAUUGUGAUAAUAUAAUUCAUAACUUAUUUCUCCAGAUCAUGUAAUGUCCUCUGUAUUACCUGGAAACACAAUUCCAUCAGAUGUCAUAUUUUUUUAAAAUGUAAUGUUCAUUUUAAAAGUUCUAUCAAAUAUUUAUUAUGCAUUUACUAUGUACUGAUAUUUUGUAGGUAAUAAUGUUUCCACUAAGGUUUUUCUGUCAUUCACAAGUAGUAAAUCCCUAAGAAUGCAAGCUAUUUGAAUAUAGAAACUCUCACUUUCUUAAGAAAAACACUAGCACAACAGUAGUUCAGUCUUAGUUAGUGAACAAAUCUAUUAAAUGCAAGUUAUGCUGCUUAUCCUGGAUAAUGUUCCUAUAAAGUCUACAGGACACUAUUGUCCAGCGCUGCUACAGAUGUAGGAUCUUAAUUUGAGCCAGUUUGCUACAGCAAGAAAAUAAUCCUGCAGCAACAGGAAUUUUGUAUUAUUUUGUGGCUUUUAAUUAAGUUUUUUGUAGGGGUUGAUACAUUUUUCGUAAAAGGGAAAAUCUAGUCUGAAAUUUCAAAGUGGAAAUUACACAUUUCAGAAGCCUUUUUAAACCUCAAAUACACUACAAGUUUUACAUUUCCUGCAUUUCAGGAAAGUUCUCCUCGAACAGGGUUAUCAAAUUAAAAUCCUACAUGUGGACACUGCAUAAACCUGUUGUCAGCACACAUGAACACACUUUAAACAUUGCUUGCACUAUUACAGACAGGCUGGAGACAGAAGGUAAAUAGUAGCUGAUUUGUGUCAAUAGGAGUAAUGCAUGCUUGUUUUUCCAUUUAAGUUUCAUGUUGAAUAUAGAUGCAGGAAAUACAAACUUGUAGUGUGUUCAAGGCUUGAAAAGGCUUCUAAAGUCUAAUUUUCACUUUAAUAUAUCAGACUUGAUUUGCCCUAAUGAAAAAUGUAUUACACCCUACAAAAAAAUGUCUUAAUUAUAAUCCACAUAAUUAUUCACAUUUCCUGUUGCUAAAUGAUUAUUUGCCUGCUGUUGCAAACUGGGUCAAAUUAAGAUCCUUCAUCUGUAGUAUCGACAUUCUGGUCUAUGUGUGUGUUCUGUAUUUUUCCCUGUUUUGUGCAGAAUAAUUAAACCCAUUCCGUUUACCUUC
Salmo salar (Atlantic salmon) is the source of this 3633-nucleotide messenger RNA. RefSeq lists its product as uncharacterized. Gene Ontology annotation, biological process: sterol metabolic process. The record is from RefSeq and is a predicted model, not a curated record. Gene Ontology annotation, molecular function: iron ion binding; oxidoreductase activity, acting on paired donors, with incorporation or reduction of molecular oxygen; monooxygenase activity. Lineage: Eukaryota; Metazoa; Chordata; Actinopteri; Salmoniformes; Salmonidae.